This is a messenger RNA of Purpureocillium takamizusanense, 1330 nucleotides long. RefSeq lists its product as uncharacterized. Bases 334 to 1194 code for a protein of 286 amino acids. The transcript is spliced from 3 exons. The record is from RefSeq and is a predicted model, not a curated record. Lineage: Eukaryota; Fungi; Ascomycota; Sordariomycetes; Hypocreales; Ophiocordycipitaceae.
GAAGGCGCGACGCGAUGCACCUGCUCCUUCUUGCCCGCAGCCCAGUAUUCCGUUUACGUACUCCGUGGAACAUUAUUGAUGGCCAGUGAUCGACGCCCCACCAGUCGGUAGACGUGAAAACAGCUCUAUCUUAUCGGCCGCACCUGCCCCGCGGUCGCGUCACACAUCCGGAGUCCUAUGUAACCCCACCAUAAAGAUCAAGCCAUAUACCUUCGAUUAUCGCGGACCGUUCCUCUUCGUCAUUCUCCCCCCCUUCAUCUCCCAUCUUCUUCAUCUGUUGUCUGCUCUUCUAUACCCCGGUUACCCAAAAGUUUCCGACAUACCCGCAUCACAAUGGCCGCUACAGCUCCCUCUGGCCGCCUUGCUGGCAAGAACGCCGUCAUCACCGGUGCCGCUGGCGGCAUUGGCCUCGAGACAUCCAUCCUGUUCGCCAAGGAGGGCGCCAACGUGCUCAUGUCUGACAUCUCCGUCGAGGCCCUCGAAAAGGCCCAGGCCAAGGUCAAGCAGCUCGUCCCCAACGCCCAAAAGGUCGAGAUCAAGAAAUGCGACGUCUCCAAGGAGGCUGAGAUUCAAGCCCUCGUCGAGGCGGUCGACCCCUGGGGCGGCCUGGAUGUCAUGUUCAACAACGCCGGCAUCAUGCACGCCAAAGACGACGACGCUGUCAAUACCCCUGAGAACAUUUGGGACCUGACACACAACAUUAACGUUAAGGGUGUAUGGUACGGCUGCAAGCACGCCGUCCUCGCCCUCCGCCGCCACAAGAAGCAAAAGGGUAGCAUCAUCAACACGGCAUCGUUCGUGGCCCUCAUGGGUGCCGCCACCCCGCAGCUCGCCUACACGGCCUCCAAGGGCGCCGUCCUCGCUCUCACGCGCGAGCUCGCCAUGGUCCACGCCCGCGAAGGCUUCCGUUUCAACUCGCUCUGCCCCGCCCCUCUCAACACUCCCCUGCUGCAGGACUGGCUCGGCGACGACCAGGCGAAGCGAUUCCGCCGCGAGGUUCACUUCCCCACCGGCCGCUUCGGUGAGGCCGUGGAGCAGGCUCACGCCGUCGUCUUCCUGGCCAGCGACGAGGCCAGCUUCGUCAAUGGCCACGACUUCGUCGUCGACGGCGGCCUAAGCAAAGCCUACGUCACCGCCGAGGGCCCGGCCCCCGCGGCGCCGACCAACAACGCGUCCAAGACUUCGCUCGAGUAGAUGGAGGCCUUAUGAUUAACAUGAAGAUGAUGCUUGUGGUGUGUCUAAGGCGUCUUCUGUGUAUAAGUUUGUAUUUAGUUGCAAGACAUGAUGCACCCAAACGCCGGCCGAUGCUAAAUCGCAAGCUACGUUACAC